Dermochelys coriacea (leatherback sea turtle) is the source of this 6552-nucleotide messenger RNA. It is a transcript of the gene ANKLE2, whose product is annotated as ankyrin repeat and LEM domain containing 2. Gene Ontology annotation, molecular function: protein phosphatase 2A binding. The coding region runs from base 212 to 3325 and encodes 1037 amino acids. The record is from RefSeq and is a predicted model, not a curated record. Gene Ontology annotation, cellular component: endoplasmic reticulum. Lineage: Eukaryota; Metazoa; Chordata; Testudines; Dermochelyidae. The transcript has 13 exons. Gene Ontology annotation, biological process: negative regulation of phosphorylation.
UGGAAGGCCCCCCGGGGUGCGGCGCAGGCGGGCGCGAUAGCGGUGCCCGCGCGGACGGGCGGGGGGGGGGGGGGGAAGGAGACGGAAGCCGGGAGGCUGCCUGAGGUACCGUCCCUAAAGGGCGUUUGUUAAGGGAGUGCCCGGGCUCUGGCGUGAGACGGGUGGGCUGAGCUGGGCCUGGGCCUGGGCCUGGGCUUGAGACGGAACGGGGAUGCAGCGGUGGGCCGGGUCGGUCUGGGCUUCCCUGUGGGGGGCCGGCGGGGGCCGCUGGGCGGGCUGGGAGCUGUUGGCCGCCUGCGCGGUGAUCGGCGUGGUAGGCUGGCUGCUCCGCUUGCUGGACAGGAGGCCGGGCGGCCGGAGGGCUCUGGGGCCGCUCCCCUCGCAACCCGCGCUGCCCGGGGGGAGCCGGCGCUGCAGUGGGAGCCGCCCAGGAGAAAUAACAAUGGAUGCUAUAUUGUCUCGACUGAAGCAGCUAACGCCAGAUGAUCUUAGAGAAGAAAUUGUGAAAGCUGGACUGAAGUGUGGACCCAUUACCUCAACCACCAGGUUUAUUUUUGAAAAAAAAUUGGCUCAGUUUUUGUUGGAACAACAGGGAGGGUUGGAGAUUAAUGCAUCCACUCUUUCAGAGAAAUCUUCUGAAAACAUUGCAUUUCAUAGUAGCCAGUCAGAAAUACAAAGAGCUUUGAAAUCUACUGCAGUGAACCACAAAAGUCAUGUAAACGUCUCUGAAGAGGGAGACUUUGGGUACAAUAUGGGCCUGAAUCCCCCAGAAGAGGAAGUUAUAAUGCACAAGACCUGUUCUGCAUCUGUCUGCGGAGCAGUAGAUGUUGAUUCACAAAUAAAUGCUCAGACGCCAUCAAGAGAUCCUCCUCUAUAUUAUGGCGUAUGUCCGGUUUAUGAUGACAUACUGGCAAGAAAUGAGAAAGUGCAUGUUUAUGAUGAUAAAAAGGAAGCUCUGCAGGCUGUUAAGAUGAUUAAGGGCUCCCGAUUUAAAGCUUUCUCCAACAGAGAAGAUGCUGAGAAAUUUGCAAAAGGAAUAUGUGAUUACUUCCCAUCUCCAAGCAAGUCAUCUUUAUCUUUAUCUCCAGUGAAAAUAGGACCAUUAUUCAACAGAGAUGGCUUAUGCUCCCCUGAGACAGAAACAGUUAAUAAAGAAAGAGCCAACAGUUAUAAAAGUCCCCGUACCCAGGACCUUACUGCCAAACUUCGGAAAGCUGUAGAGAAAGGAGAUGAAGCAACAUUUUCAGAACUUAUCUGGAGUAACCCACGCUAUCUGAUUGGAUCUGGAGACAACCCAACAAUUGUACAAGAAGGGUGUAGGUACAAUGUCAUGCAUGUUGCUGCCAAGGAGAAUCAAGCUGGCAUCAGCCAGUUGCUAUUAGACACUUUGGAAAAUCCUGAAUUUAUGCGGCUCAUGUAUCCAGACGAUGACGAAGUAAUGUUGCAGGAGCGCAUUAGAUAUAUAGUUGACCUUUACCUUAAUACGCCGGAUAAAAUGGUAUUUGAUACUCCAUUGCAUUUUGCUUGCAAGUUUGGGAAUCUGGAUGUGGUUAAUGUGCUUACCUCACACCCAGACAUUGUAAAGAAUCCAAAAAACAAGUAUGGUCAAACUCCAGCAGAAGUAAUCUGUGAAAGAAACAAAAAUAAAUCGGUGGAACUGAAAGAGAAAAUAAGAGAAUAUUUGAAAGGUCGAUAUUAUGUACCACUCUUGCGAGCGGAAGGCAAUUCCUCAUCUCCAGUGAUUGGUGCACCUUGGUCACCUGAUCAGUCAGAUGAUAACCCCCUUACAGCUUUACCUAAACACAGUGGAAGCCCCAAAGAUCCAGUCUUGUCAGUGAGAGCUUUUGCAGGCCCAAUGACCCCCUCCAAGGCAGAAGAAUUUCGCAGGCUUUGGAAAACUCCACCUAGAGAGAGAGCAGGCUUCUUUCACAAUGUCAGGAAAUCCGAUCCAGAAAGAGGAGUUGAAAGAGUUGGAAGGGAGUUAGCUCAUGAGCUGGGGUUCCCGUGGGUUGAAUACUGGGAAUUUCUGGGCUGUUUUGUUGAUCUGUCUUCCCAGGAGGGGUUGCGAAAAUUAGAAGAAUACCUGAGUCAACGGGACAUGAGCGAAAAGGCUCAGCAAGAAACAGGAGAAAAUGAAACCUGCAACAGAUAUAAAACUCCACAUUCUUCUGGCAAAAGUAAAAAGUGCUGCAAUUCCAUUUCUGUUGGAGCAUUUUUAGAUGAAGAUGAUGAUGACGACAUGAGCUUGGAAGAAAUUAAAAACAGACAGAAUGCAGCACGGAAUAAUAGCCCACCUGUUGUGUCUAAGGAAUCUAGUAUGGAUGCUAUUGGAGAUUCGGAGUGUGACAUACUGUCGAUGGAGAACAAAGUAAACCUUAUAGAAACAUCAGACCUCUCCAUGCAGUACGAGAAGGGGGUUUCUUCCAGCAAAAAUGGAUUUUGCAGCCCUGUAACUAAUGAGAGGGUAACUAGUGACAGAAAACAUUCACGUGGUGGAGAGGAGUGCCUUAUCUCCCCAGUCUCCAAUUUAAUGGCAGAAUUUGAAAGACUGUCUUUCCAAGAUGAAGCAGUGGCAGGGGAAUGUUUGGUGGUGAAAUCAAACAAAAUCACUGCAAAAACUGAGAAUGAGAGAAUUUUGGCUGAAGGAAUGAGCCAGGUCAGAAUAUCUAAGGACCAGCUGGGUAAAACCUGCUCAGCACUUUCUAUGGCAAGCUGUUCUGAGCCAGCUACUACUGAAAAGCCUGGAGAUACAAAAUUAAGGACAGAAAACAAAAUACCAUCAGAAGCUGAGAGACUGUCAUUGGACCCUGGUAUCUGGGACAAAGACACACAGCAGCUUGGCAGUCUUGCAGUGCAAUCUGAGUGUGCUGCUUAUUUGUGUCAAGAGCCCUCUUCUCAGAGAUUUCUUUUGAAGACUCCACCAACAAAUGAAAAUACAAGCAAGUUAUUCCUCUUUGGGGAACAACCAUCAAAGCUGGAUAGUGAUGUCUUAGCAGCUGUAGAAGGAGUAGAGAUUGACCCACAGAAAUACCCCAUUACUUACAAAUGGAAGAAUGCUGUAAAGUCCUACUCUUCUUCUGACAGGCAAAGUUGGCCAAGUCCAGCACUGAAAGGAAGGUUCAAGUCCCAGUCUCUUGCAGAAGGCCCACCAAAUGGUUCAACGUACUCAAGAAGAAAUAGUCCAGUGAUGGGCAGCCCAGGGAAAUAUGGCAAUGUUGCUUCAUUUUUUCCAGAUCUUGGGAGUCCUGGGCGGUACAGUCCAGCUUAUGCCAACAAUAUCCUGUUUUUAAAACUGCAUCACUUGUCAGAACCUUCUGCCCAUUAGAACAUAACUCAUCUUCCUGGGACUUUAAUUAUAUUUUCAUUUUAAGAGUGGAGGGAAAAACUGUAGCAUUGCUAAAGUGACAUGAGGAAGUAUCCUUGGCUAUUUAUUUAUCCUCAUUUGAGGACAAAUAUACAUUUUAAAAAUUGAAUGUGUCUUGACUUCUUGUAAAUCACCAGUAAUCUAUCCAGUACAUGAAGUUAGUGAAGUUAACUCUUAUCCAGUAGUUAUAAAAUAAAUUAACCCUUAUUCUUGUUAACAGCAGGGCAGUGACCUGAACCUUUCAUGUAGUGAUUCCUGCUAGAAAUGGUGGUGUUUGCUGUAGGCCAAAUGUGAUAGUCAAAAUGAACCCCCAGAUGCAUUUUUUUCACUUGGAUAACUUUGAAGCAUCUUCUCUCUAAAUUAGAAUUCUGUUUAUUGAUAAGUGAUGCAAGGAGUCAAAUGCAUUCAUAUUCCAUUUACAGUAGGAGAAAAAAACAUUUAACCUAGGUGAUUACCUCUUCCCUGUUCCAGUAAGAAUUUGACUCCCCACUGCUCAAUAGGAAAAGUUUGCUUAUGGCCAACAAUUGAGUCUAAACAGUAAGAAAUCUCUAAAAUAAAAAGCAGCCAGAGAAACUUUCAUGGGUCACUUCUCAUUCUGAGGAUGAUGAUAAAAACACAUCACAGGUUGAGUGUUUUAGGAAAAGGGCACACUAGAAAUUAGUGAACUAUGUUUGUGUUAAUUUGAAAAUAAAAGCUCAGCUUUUGCCAACCAAAGCUUUUGCCAUUUUGCAGACUUCACUAGUAAUUACACAAAAGCAUAUCAGCAAUAAUUAAAGUAAGUUUACCAGUGAUGUAUGUUAAUGGUCCAGUUUAAUGUGGUAUAUUAUGGAGAUAAACAGAAACCCAUGAAGUGGUUCCUUAUUUCCUAACUGUUAGAAGGGAUGAAUAAGGACUGAGACAUUAUUUUUUAUUGAAAUACAGAUUCUUACUGUCUGUCGUCUAGAUACAGUAACUACCCUUUUUUUUCCUUCCAAGCUACAAUUAAAAAUAAUUUAAUUCCUCAGUAUUCUUUAAGGAUGACCACUUUGGAUAGUGCUACAUGGAAAUUGGAAAUGUUUCUAAACUUGAAACAGAACACUCAGAGUGUAGAUUUUGAUACUUGUGUUUUUGCUUAAGAAUAGGCUUUCAAGUAGUGUAGUUCCCUAUUACAUAUAGUUUCUACCACAGAAUUAAAAAAAAAAUCUUUAUGAUAGACAGCUAUGUUUUGAAAAUUCAAAGGUGCCACAGGCAUAUGAGUAAAAAGCAUAGAUUAUAGUGGUUGAUAACACUACCCCCCAUUGCAAAGAACCUCAAGGAGUUUUUAUAACAUGCAUAUGUAUCUAAAGGAACCUUAAUAGUAGAUGGGAUGGCAUAGUAUAUUGUUAUCCAACUGUGGGACCUUUAUUACAUCACAGAGGUUGGAUUAAAUUAUACAAGAUGUGGCUGUUUUGGUAGCUAUUGCACACUAGAGUAAAAUGACUGUUUCAUACACAAACUGUACACUGUUCUGAAUAGAGUCGUUUGGUACGAACUUCAAAACUGCACUUAAUGCUUUUGCAAGCUUAAUAGUGCCUUUUGUAGCAUUUUCGUUUGUGGUUUUAAAAGUGGCAUCCACUUACAUGGGAAUUUAAAAAUGUAGUUUCCCCUCUGAAUGGAAAAGUAUUCUAAAGGUUCUUUCUGUAGCUUACUGUUUUGGUGAAAUAGCUUGGAGUUACAGAUGUAUGUUUGGAACUGUGUUUAUAGGUGGCUUAAAUGGAAAUUGUUGUUUGAUUCCCAUGAGCUGAAUGUUAAAAUGAGCCACUACCUUCUAACUGACCUUCAUUCAAAUAUAAUCCACCCAAGUUGCUUUAUUGUGGGACUCUCCUCCAAAAAAACCUACUAUAUUAGUAGUAACUUUUUCAGUGGCUAUUCAUUUUUGUUGCUGUAGGGGUCUGUAUCAAGCAUACAUUUCAGUUGCUUUAACUUCUAAAUUAUUAAAUCAAUUUCCCUAAACUUUCUGGACUGUGUAGUAAUUAUCCAGUCUAUCCAGGUAAUUGCUUAAAUACACAGACAGGUGGUGGGUGUGUGUGUAUAUAAAUAAAAGCUGAAAACACUUCACAAGCUAGUUGUACUCAUCUUGAAAAACUGAUUACUGCAUAUAUUUUUUUCCAGUACUUCCAACAUCUGUGGCUGUCUGAGGCGGCUAUGGGCCUCCAGAUGAUGGAAAUUCCCACUUACAUCUUUGACACAAGUUCUACAUUCCUGUUUAGAAAUAGCUUAAGAAAAACUUUGGUAAAACACAAGCAGGAGAUUGAGAAACUGAUGCUUUAUUACUAGUUCCUGUCCUUUUUCUUUUACACUUGUUAUAUGCUUUUUUGUAUUAAAAUGCAAAUUUCUGGCACAAAAACUUCUACCAGUUUGUAACUUUUGUUUGAGGUUGGGGGGGGGGGGGGAGAGCAUUUUUUAGUGAAAAAUGCCUUAUUGAAUUUGCAUUUUAGUCCAUGUGUUUGUACUCUGUUUUAAGUAAAUUUAUAAUACGUUAACUUCAUUUAUUUAAAAAUAUAGCAAUUUGUUCAUUCACAAUCUUGAAAGAUCUUCUAGAAGAGGCUGAAGACACUAUAAAUCUAGAUUGGGACAGUUUGUUUAGUUUUUAAUAGUUGAUCUCCAAUUACACAAAGGGUCUUUUAUGCAUCAAGUAUGACUUUAAAAUGCUGAGGUUUAGCUACUAUUCUUUCCUUUCAAAGUAAACAGGUAUUUAAGGUUUCAUAGGGCAACAGGUAGAUGGGAAUAUAUAUCCAUGCUGUGAUAUACAAAUAAAGCAUCUUUCUUUUAGAUACUAUGGUUUCAUUUCUAUAAUGAAAUUUUAAUUGGUACCUCAAACUAAAGGUUUGGAAAAUAUUUCACAACUUGAAAGAUGUUUGUUUUUUUUAUCUCUUAAUCACUGCAUUUUGCCAUUCAAAAGAAAUGCCCAUAUUUGAGAGGAGAGAGAAAUUUAUGCUCUGUUGCUCAGAUCAGAGAGGGGUAUUUUAAUGGUACAAAAUCUGUACUUUAAAAAUAGAGCUAUUGCCAGCUUAAUUUUGUUUUUAUACCUUAGUGCCAAUACAAAGGCUGAUUUCUGUACAUGUGCAAAAGUGUGUUGUAUGUGCUCUUGCCUUCCCUGCACGUAUUUAUGGUUUUCAAUACUGUGUAUGUAAUGUGUUGGAAUAAAGUGCACAAAAUAUUCAGCAUUA